Messenger RNA from Cephus cinctus (wheat stem sawfly), 4917 nucleotides. RefSeq names its product putative inorganic phosphate cotransporter (gene Picot). Bases 448 to 1863 code for a protein of 471 amino acids. The transcript is spliced from 9 exons. Lineage: Eukaryota; Metazoa; Arthropoda; Insecta; Hymenoptera; Cephidae. Gene Ontology annotation, molecular function: transmembrane transporter activity. Gene Ontology annotation, biological process: transmembrane transport; monoatomic anion transport. The record is from RefSeq and is a predicted model, not a curated record.
AAGUGUCGCGCGUCCCCACGCCUUUCUGCCAGUGUUACGGAGCGGUCAUACUGUGACGGAUCGUGAGGUUCUGUUCAGGGCCAGUGAAACGAAGCAACCACGUCACUGCGCUCUACUGAUUCGCACGAUAUUGAGUCUAACAUUUGAAGGAGGCAACAGGGACAUCAUGACGGGCACUGGAAAUGGAACAGUCGCUGAGUCUAAGGUUGAAGAGAAAAAGCCGGAAGUUUUUGAAACUGAAAUACCACUUCCUAAGGGUACAGCACGUGAUAGAAUAACAAAUCAAACCAGGUACAUUCUGACUAAGGAUGAGGACAGUCCUAUCACAUCUGUAAAUUAGUGUAAAUUAUUAAACAACAAAACUUCUUUGAGAAAGAAGAAGGUACCUUUAUGACCUCCGGUUAGCUGGUUAUCGCUUUAGUUGGAGCACGUCAUGUAGUGACGUUUAUGCUCUUCCUGGGUAUGGCCAAUGCCUACAUCAUGAGGACCAAUAUGUCUGUGGCUAUCGUAGCCAUGGUCAAUCACUCAGCCAUCACAUCAGAGGAUGUUGUCACAGACGAAUGUGGCGGCGAAAAUAGCACCAUCGAAGACACCAAUGAAAGCGAUGGCGAAUUCAUUUGGGAUUCGGCGAUGCAAGGAUAUCUACUAAGUUCUUUUUUCUAUGGCUAUGUGAUUACACAGAUACCGUUCGGUAUUCUUGCCAAACGCUACGGUGCCAAAUACUUUCUAGGCGUAGGGAUGUUAGUCAAUUCUGUAUUUGGUCUACUGGUUCCCAUGUCCGCUCAUUGGGGAUUCUAUUGGCUGAUGUUCAUACGAUUUAUUCAGGGUCUUGGCGAGGGUCCUAUUGUGCCAUGCACGCACGCCAUGCUGGCCAAGUGGGUUCCACCGAAUGAGAGAAGCCGCUUGGGAGCCUUUGUCUAUGCCGGUGCACAAUUUGGCACUGUUAUUUCUAUGCCAUUAAGCGGCCUUCUUUCGGAAUAUGGAUUUGCGGACGGGUGGCCUUCGAUAUUCUACGUUUUCGGUACUAUAGGCACUGUAUGGUGCAUAGCUUUUCUGAUCAUGGUUUACGAAGAUCCUGAGCAACACCCACGUAUUACCGAAGAUGAACGAAAAUACAUUUUGAGCGCGCUAUGGGGAACAGCUGGUGUAUCUUCUCCACCAGUACCAUGGAAGUCCAUUGCCACUUCUAUGCCGUUUUGGGCUAUUCUUAUUGCGCAUAUGGGUCAAAAUUAUGGCUAUGAAACUCUCAUGACAGAAUUACCAACAUUUAUGAAACAGAUUCUUCAUUUCAAUAUUAAAUCGAAUGGUACAGUUUCGGCUCUUCCAUAUUUGGCUAUGUGGAUCUUUUCCAUGGUAGUUUCACACAUCGCUGAUUGGAUGAUUUCCACUGAACGAUUAAAUCAUACUGUCACUCGUAAGAUUAUUAACAGUAUUGGUCAGUAUGGACCAGCCAUUGCGUUAGCUGCAGCAUCUUAUACGGGAUGUGAUAAAUGGCUCACGGUGGCAAUCCUAACAUUUGGAAUAGGUUUUAAUGGUGCUAUUUACUCCGGAUUUAAAGUGAAUCAUUUGGAUAUAUCGCCACGAUUCGCUGGAAUACUCAUGUCCUUCACGAAUUGUCUUGCCAAUCUCGCAGGCCUUCUCGCACCUAUCACUGCUGGCCAUAUUAUUAUUGGCAAACCAACUCAAGCACAGUGGAGAAUUGUCUUCAUGAUAGCUGCUGCUGUGUACAUAGCAUCCGCUACGUUUUAUAAUAUAUUUGGUAGCGGUCAACGACAGCCAUGGGAUAAUCCGGAAAAGGAUGUGGAUAGGAAGGACGGGAAGGAUUUAGAGCGGAUGAACGGUUUAAACGACACUCAGCACUGACAUAGCAGAUAGUAUACAUGGUCUUCAACAACGGCUACUUCGCGUACAUUCAUUCCCUCCAGACUAAUUAAAAAAGUAAAAGUGAACGCGCACUACAAUGGUGCAUUCAAGGAAGUUGCUGUAAUACAUAUAUUCUACGAAACCUGCGUGAUCAGUUUGAAGCUGUAGAUUGACAUUUGCCGUCAACUCCCCCCCUUCUCCUUCCAUUUUUACACCGUCUCGUAGAAUACUCAUCGCAAUCAAUAGCAGCAGACACCAGCUCUGUCUUUUUGCACUAGUUGAUGAUUUCAUUGUAAACCUCAAAACGUGUGAGUUAUGUGUGUCUCAAAGAGAGCUCUAUGUUCACAUAUGAGUAUAGAUGAGUGAGUGUAUGCAUGUACAUUACAUGAAUGAGUGGGAUAGUGAGUACAGUUGGAUGGUAUAAAAGUGACCACAAUGGGCAAGAAAGAAAAAGGAUAUUUUUAUAUAAAUUAUAGUUUCCUGCUGUUGGUGAUUUUGAAUUUAGAGUCAAAAAUCUAAAAUUAAAAAUGUUGAACUAUAAAUGUUUAAACUCAUACUGAUAAUAUGUUAGAUUAUAUUUUACAAAAAUCGAAUGGAAGUUAAGAUUUUUAACAUUUUGUCUACUGUAUUAAAUAGACCAUUUUUUUAAUUUAGGAUUUCUGACAUCUAAUUCGUAAUCAGCCAUCCAAAAAACGUACAUAUACAUAAUGUAUCAAUAUUGAUUCAUCCUAUCGCAAAAUAUACCGAGUGCGCACUAUUGCGCAUUGACGAGGUUAAAUGUAGCAUUAAUCUGUCGCACUGUGCGGGUCUAUUUUUAUAUAAAACGAUAUAUUCUAAAACAAUACAUCUAUGGUUGUGCCCUCUGAAAUUCAUCAUUGCGCCAUUGGACGUUGAGGGCUCUGUUUGAUAGGUCAGACUUAUUGACCCAAGAAUUUAUGAUAGUUAAACUCUUCCAUUCUUUUAUUUAUAUGGCAGAAGUAGUAACAAACGUAACAAUACUGGAAAAAUUAGAAAUAAUAUUUUUGUUGCGGUCGAUGCUUAACCAAUUUGAAUUAUUAAUAAGAGAGAGUUGCACUGUGGUGCUUUAUGGAAUUGUAUUUAUUUUCUCUGUACACAAAAUAAUAUUUCUAACUCCGUGUUUUAUUGAGCUGCUACAUCUGAAUUUAAAUUUACGAAUCUUAAAUCGCCAUUUAGACAGCAGUAUUAGAAGUAGACCGCCGUACUUGUUUGCCUUUCUUUUUAUUAGCAAUUACUGCCAUUUUGUAUUGUGCAGAGAACUCGUUUGUAGGUCAUAUGCUCCGUUCUUAUUGAGACGAUAUUGUUCCUAUGUAUUAGGAUUGAAAAUUUUCCAAACUUUGUGAACGUACAAUACAAGUUGGUUUAUACAUAUUGUAGAUAUGUACAAUGUAGUGUCCUAAUAAGUUAUAAUCCUUAAAUGAAUUUUACUCAUGCGUAUUUAUACAUGUAGUCAAUCCACGACAUCAAUGUAAAUUUUAAAGGAAUUUUUCACAUUGAAUGUCAUAAUAAAAUAUUCCUAUCGAAAACAUUUUUGUCGUGUAUGGAUUAUACAUGCAUAUAUAUUUACAAAAGAAAAUAUUAUUUCCGUGUAGUAAAUAGAAUUCUUAUUGAAAGAACAUAUCAAAUUUAUCUAGUAUGCAUUUUUUCAUUAUUUCUGUUUAUUUUCUAGCAAAAUGGUUUUACCACUACUUUCGUUACAUUUUUCAAUUCUUUAUCUGUGGCACAAAAAUGCGACCGGCACAAAUGUAAUUUUGUAUAUGAUUUAAGAGUCGAGGCUAUAUACCUGAGAUUAUGAUCGAAAAAUUUAAUACGUAAUGAGAAAAAGCUUGCAAAUAUGAGACUCCUCUACUUUCCAAGGAGAAUGUUUCUAUGUAUCGUUGAGUGUUGACAUUGAACAUCUUUUAUCGUCGAAUAUUUUCUUUACUAUCCAUUUUGGUCUGCAAUUGCGUAAAGUGAAACAUACAUAAAACAUAAAAUCACGUUCAGAACAAAUUAAUAAACAACGCGAGAGUGACGUAAGAGUAGUUUAUUUACAAUAACAGUAUGUACAUUUUUCUUGUACGCAGUGUAUGGACUUAUGCCAAGAUGUUAACUUUUAAGCUUCUUUUGCAUAUGUGAUUUUUUGAACUUAUAAUCAAUUUAUAACGUUAAAAAAUCUAUUUUUUACAAACGUUGCAAAUGUAAAUUAUUAUUACCAAAGAAUACAUGCGUUCAAGAAGUCAUGAGAUGUGUGAAAUUUUUUUCAGCGUAAUCUGUCGAGUUUGUCGUUUUAUCGAGGAUAUAGUCAUUUGAAUUUUAAAAAACCAAAUUCUUAUUUGAUUAGUUAUUAAUAUCUUCGACACUGUAAAUCAAAAUUGAGUAACAUCCUAUUACAUUUGUCGGCGGAACUGAACCUAAAAUAUUAUACAGUAAAUCAAACUUUUAUAUCUUCAAGCACAAUGUCUUGUAUGAAGACUCCAUUUCAUGUUGUGUUAUUCAAUUAGAAACUGUUUUAUUUAUAUCAAUUCACGCUAAAUUAAGCUAUUACAAAUAAUAUUUCUUUGAAAAUUAUUAAUUUCAUAUUCAUAUAACAAAAAUAAUGGGUGAGCACAUAUUUCGUUGUAGUCAUCCUAUAGCUUCAAUGCUACAUAAUAAUCAUUAGGAAUACUUAUCUUCAAUUUCAACAGUUUUUUUAAAAGUAAACUUACGGAAAAAUAAUAGCUAAAAUAUGUGUGGCUUUGAGCAUCAAGAAGAGGAAAUAGUGAAAGAGUGAUUGGGUAAAAAAUGUAUAGUGUUUCAGGUGUUUAAACGCAUUAAAAGUGUCACUAAAGUAUAAAGUAUUUUGUAGGACAGUCUAUUACUAAAUUCUUUAACCAAUAUUUUUAUACAAAUAUUUAUGAAUGAUGUACAUAGUCGUAAAGGGUUUUAAACCACAUAUUGUAAAAUUAUUAUAGUAUAUUUAUAUCAUUCGGAUUAUGAACAUGUGAUAAUAGUUUGCAAAAGCGGAUUAAAAAAUAAAACACUCCCGUAUAUUCUAUGCGGUUGUGACUAAAAAAU